AUGUGCAAAACGUGUUUACUGGGUCACAUCAGACCGACUGGCUCUUUUUACAUCAGGUACUAUUUACAAGUUGUUUCUCUCUUUCUUUUUACAAGGCUUUUUUAAUUUUAAAACUAAAAAAUGAUGUCCAAAGCACCCAGGUGGCAUGAGACCCUGGUAAACACAAAGACCACCAAAGUUUUACAAAAACACGGAGAAAAGAAUUCUGCAGCAGGUAGUGGAGGAAAACAGGCGACCAAAACCAGUAUCCACUGUGGGAAAAGCCUCAGAGGAGGAGACUCAGCAGCAGUUGGGAGUAAGGGUCCUGCUGGUGGUGGAGUCAGCGUCGGUCAUCGCGGUGGCCAACAAGCUGCCACAAAAACAUCCAACCCAGUGAAACCAGCUGUCCAUCUGCGCUCCAGUCAAAGCUUUUCAUCCCUCCAGUCUACAUCUCUCACUGCGGCUCCGUUCACGAGAAGCAGCCGCUCACUCAGCAGACUUGACCAAAGAUCCCCUGAUCCAGACAAUACCACCGCUGCAAGUUCACAAGUAAAAAAAGGACGAGCCGCUGGGAGGAAAAUUCUGGAUUCUGUCCGGCUGGCGUCCUCCGUGGAGCAAAUCAGCUCCACAAGGUCUCGGGUUUGCUCCUCUGGGGUGUCCACCACUACACGUCAUCAUCAUGACAACAAAGAAAAGAAGCAGAGCAAGGAUGGGGUCUACACGCUCUGUGCAAUGACCUCCGGGAUGAGACGCAACUGGGUUCAAGCAGUUCUGAAAAACGUGCGUCCCGGUCUUCCACAAGAACUCACCAGCUCUGUUUCAGAGCAGAAAGAAGAGCAGCAGGAAGAAAACAGAACCACGGAGCAGAGAGAUGAGCUUCAGCCCAUAGGAGCUCAGAGCUCAGCUGAUGCAGACUCUUCAUCCUCUGUUCGCACUGCUUCACCCUCCUCUUCACCGGCUCCUUCACCAUCCAGUCCUCUGCAGGUGGUGGAGGAGAGCCAACGGGCUCAGCUGCAGAUUUUAGACAAAAACACUAAAACUGGUGUGACCGGUUCAUCUUUAUGUGCUGAAGAAUUUCAGAGUGGCAGCUUGUCGUCUGCAUCAGUCGACGGGGAUCGUGAGGAGCAUCCCAACGCUGAUGAGAGCACAGCUGAGCACAGUGCACAGCGAUGUGAAACCAUCAAGGAAGAGCAACAGGUUUCAGGAAACCCAUCGUGCACAGACGAAGAGGAAAAACCGCAUCGAGAGCAGCAAACUGUGCAACUCGUCAAAGAGCUGCAGCAAACCCAAAGGGAACUGUCUCGGAUCCAACAGCUGAACAAGAACCUGCAGGAGGAGCUACGGCAAGAGAGAGAGAGACAUUUAGGGAAGCUGCUCUUCACACAGAAUGGCACCACUUCAUUUCCAGAGCAAGCAUUGACUUUACAGCAAAUGCAGAAGAUAAAUCACAACCUCCGCAUGGAGCUGGAAGCGCUGAAGAGAAGCCAGGAGGAGGCCCGAGAGGCUGAACUGCUGCGGAGGGUCGACCUCUUAGCUCAGCAAGCGCAGCUGCUGGUCACAGGCGACGCCACCGUUCUUUCUCAGAUCCACCUGGAGCAGGAUCUCCAGCAGUUUCAGGAGCACAAGCUAGAGUUGGAGCGCUGCACGUCCUCCUUAAAGUCCCAGCUGGACAUUAGUGAGGAGAAGAGAAAAGAAGCCGAGGCCCAGUUGCUACAAAUGCAGCAGGAGUUGCAGAGUCAUCAAAACCUGCAAGAGGAAGCUGAAGAGCUGCGGAAACAUCUCCAGGAGAUGUCAGGUCAGCUUCAUGCCUAUGAGGAGGCCCAGGCUGAGAAAGAGGCUCGCCUGCAGAAGCACCUCAUGCUCCUGCAGGCGAGCCAAGAAAGAGAACGAAAGGGUCUGGCUGUCAGCCUGGCUCAGGCUGAGCAUCGCUCCAAGGACCUCCAGGACAAACUGGGCCGGGCUGAGCAGCAGCUGGAGACCUUCAACAAGAGUCAGACUCUGAGCAGAGAGAUUGAGGACGCCCAGCGGCAGCUGCAGGACGAGCUGGCCUGCACAGUGUCGGCGGUGCAGCAGCUUCAGGAGGAAAGGAAGCUGCUCCACCAGCGCUGUCAAGAGCUGCAGAACCAGUUAUCAGAGGCAGACAGGGCGGUCAGCAGGCUUCAGGACCGCUUGAAAACAGAGGAGACGCACUACUACAACCUGGAGCACUCGUACGAGAGAGCGUGCGAGGAACUGCAGGUGGCGCUGGGAAAGGUGCAGCAACGGGAAUUUGAAACGCAGGACAUACGAGAAGGAUAUGAAAGGUUGCUGGACAGGAAGGAGCAAGAGCUGAGCGAAGUUUUGCUAAAGAUGGAAGUUUUGGGUAACAGUCUGGAGGAGACAGAGGUGAAGCUGAGUGAACUGAUGAAAGUUUGCACCUGUUCUUCAUCUCGACUGAACGGCGGGCCUUCAGAGCCUGCUGAGCGCAAAAAUAAGCAACAACAAACUCCCGAAUAUUUCACGGUAAACGAAAGUAGAAUGAGCAGUUCUGUUUUGUCUAACAGUCCUGAGGUCAUGCAGGCAAACUGCAGGGACCCUCACCAACAUGCAAGAACCCGCUCUCUCUCAGCGGAUGCAUCAUUCUCGUGCAUUACUAACACAGGAGACGACCCCGAAAAGUUUGUUUCUAUGAUCCAGUUGCUCGAAACAAAGCUGUUUGUAACAGAGGAGAAACUGAAGGACCUAACACACAGACUAGCGGAACACCAGAGUCACAUCGGCUGCCAGGAUCCCCACCUGUCCUCAGAGCUGACCCAAAGCAGAGCAACCGCGCAGCACCUCAGUCUGCUGCUUCACAGUCAGGCCAAGCAGAGCCAACGCUUCGCCCAGGAGACAGAGAACCGCUGCCGGAUGCUGGUGGGCAGGUUUCAGGUGGCUCUGAACAUCAUUCAGGCCUGCAGAGAAAGGCUUCAAGCUGCUCCGGUGAACAUCCCAGACAUCGAGAGGCAACUUGCCCGGGCUGUUGGCUGCCUUCAGCAAGGGGAGCAAGACGCAGGGCGAGUCCAGCACGACUCGCGUAACGUCUUUAAAGAAGAGGGCAAGCUCCUCGCUGACGAGAAACUAACUGGAGCCGAAAGCGACUUCAUUUCCAAACUCGCCAACGCGCAGCCCUCGCAGGACAUGUCGAGCACCGAGAAGCACUUGAUCAAGGAACUCUUUGUGGUUGAAAACAUGGUGUCCGUCCUUCAGAACCAAAACGGUAUCUGCGAAUUAUCUUCAGCUAAAAACAGAGAAAAGGUCGCGCGCAGCUACAAAAACCUGAUCUCUCAGAGAAUCCACCUUAAAGCAGAAGAAAGGGCGGCGCCGGUGAGCGUGGGGUGUGACAGCGGUGAGCUUUUAGAGAGCGUGAUUGGAAGACUCUGCGCCGAAGCCGAGCUGCUUUACGCUGCGUUGAAACUUCAGCAGCAGUGUGAAGGCGUGGCUCACGUAAACGGCCAUGAGGACCAUCAAGGAGAAGCUCUUGCGGACAUCAGUCCCUCUGAACUGGCCUCUUAUGGGGAGCAAGUUAAGGUGGACAGUAGAGGUUCAGAUGAAGCUGGAAAACCGGAUAAAAAAGGGCCAACUGAGACCAGGAAGCUGGAGGUGGAGAAAGAAAAGGGCUUGUUGGAGAAACUCGUUUCUCGGCUGCAGAGAAGAGCUAAAUUCUUACACCACAUCUGCCAGGAGCUCACCGAAGACAGUGUGGACCACAGUGGGGAUGAUGCUCCUGCAGUCGAUUUCAGUUUCUUUCAAGAGCAAGUCAAGUUGAUUUAUCUGUCAGACAGGCUUUAUUUAGAUUUGGAACAAGAGUUUCAGCCAGCCGAGGCAUCGCAGAACAAUCUGCACGCUCUUCAGAAGGAGCGCGAGGAGCAGGAGAUGUUGAGUCAUGCUUUAAAUCGGCUUCAGGAGGACAACAUCUCGCUGAAAGAAGAGCUGGAACUGGCUGAGCAAAAGAUCGUGUCUGUGGAGACUGGGAACCAGCGACUCCUGGAAGACAUGCGGAGAAUCGAGGAUCAUCAGAAGGAACAGAGAGAAAAAGUUGAAACGGAGUUUCACGAGAAGAUAAAGGAGCUGCAGCAGAUCCACGAGGAGGAGAUGACACAGCUGCAUGGAUACUACUCUAAAGCUUGUGCUUCCAAAGAAAGACAGAUGAAAGCCUGCAGCGAAGCCCCUCCUCUGGGAGAAGACACAUCUUUAUCGGGCCUCACUGCAACCGAAAGAAAUGCAAAGGAGGAACUCGGGCCCCAGACGGUGGAAGUUGAUGCAGCUGCGAUGAGAGAGGCGUACCUGAAAGACCUCGAAAAACUUCAGGCGUCUUGUGAUCAUGGGUUUGCUGCUAUGGAAGAAAUGCACAAAAAAGUAAUCAAAGACCUGCAACAGCAGCAUCAGGAGAAGAUGGCUGAACUUCUCAAGGAGAAAGACCAGCUCCUCCAAGAGGAGACAGCCGCUACAAUGGCAGCCAUUGUAGCAAUGAGGAGAGCCCACAAGAAGGAGCUGGAGAAAAGUAAACAGACUCGGCACAACAGGGAAAGCGCCGACAUCACCGAACUCCACAUGGAAUAUGAGAAGGAGAUCCAAUUAUUGCACAAAGAGCUGGAGGUGUUGUCGGCUCAGCACACAAAGAAAUGCCUGGAAAACUCUCAGCUGAACCAGGAGCUGCAGAAUGAGAGGGAAUCAGUGGUGCAGUAUCAGAAAGAAAACCAGAGAGAGACUGAUGAGAUGUCACAGCUACCAGGACAUCAGUCCCAUGUUGGCCCUCAGGUCGCAGACUUCUAUCAGCUGGAGCUGGUUCUGAGAGCAAAGGAAGCAGAGCUGCAAUGUCUCAAACAAGAAUCUCAUUCUCUCAAAGAGGAGUUGGAAAUUACCCGAAUGGACAAAGCAUAUGCAGAGAAUAAACUCAAGGACCUCCAACGAACAAACCAGCACAAAGAUGCCUUCCAACAUCUGGACAAAGACUCAAAGUUCGCCACCUGGUCUCCGAGCAGAGACACUUCAGGGUGCAGUCUGGAAAAUUCUGGGACAACAAACAUCCCUCCUUUCCCCAAGAAACGAGAGAAAUCCUCCUUUCUGCGUCAGAUCAGAGGAUUCAGAUCUAAGAGUUUAAAAGAUGGCCUUUCUAUCCAGGAGAAAAUGAAGUUGUUUGACUCAUUCUGAUUUGUGAAAGCUGAAAUGCUUCAAUGAAACA
This is a messenger RNA of Nematolebias whitei (Rio pearlfish), 5182 nucleotides long. Its product is annotated as nuclear mitotic apparatus protein 1. Gene Ontology annotation, molecular function: actin filament binding. Gene Ontology annotation, cellular component: actin cytoskeleton. The record is from RefSeq and is a predicted model, not a curated record. The coding region runs from base 121 to 5151 and encodes 1676 amino acids. The transcript is spliced from 18 exons. Lineage: Eukaryota; Metazoa; Chordata; Actinopteri; Cyprinodontiformes; Rivulidae. Gene Ontology annotation, biological process: actin filament organization.